Messenger RNA from Helianthus annuus (common sunflower), 1694 nucleotides. Its product is annotated as cytochrome P450 89A2. The transcript has a single exon. Gene Ontology annotation, molecular function: oxidoreductase activity, acting on paired donors, with incorporation or reduction of molecular oxygen, NAD(P)H as one donor, and incorporation of one atom of oxygen; heme binding; iron ion binding. Lineage: Eukaryota; Viridiplantae; Streptophyta; Magnoliopsida; Asterales; Asteraceae. Bases 38 to 1558 code for a protein of 506 amino acids. The record is from RefSeq and is a predicted model, not a curated record. Gene Ontology annotation, cellular component: membrane.
AUCUAAAUCACUCUCUCUCUCUCUCUCUCUAAAGACCAUGAAUCGACAAUCAGCAUCAUUUGUGUCAAGGAUGGAGACCUGGUUCAUAAUAGUCGUCUCCCUCUGCAUCGCCGCCCUCAUCCGAUCCAUAAUACUCCACCGGAAACACCAUAACAAACUACCACCAGGACCAUCACUCCUUCACUCCACCUUCCUACACCUAAUCUCAAAACCUGUUCUCAUUAAUCUCAAAACCCGGUACGGGCCCAUCUUCACUCUUUACACCGGUUUGGUACCUUCCAUCUUCAUCACCAGCCGUUCUCUCGCCCACCAAGUUCUUGUUAUAAAAGGUGCAGUCUCCUCUGAUCGCCCAAAGUUCUUCCUAAACUUCAACAUCGGCACUUGCUCCUACGGGCCUACUUGGCGACUCCUCAGGCGAAAUCUGGCAACUGAGAUCAUGCACCCUACCCGCAUCAAAUCAUAUUCAUGGGCUCGCAAGUGGGCUUUUCAUAUUUUAAUUAGUCGUCUGUUAGAAGAGAAGGAUGAUGCUGCCGGAGUUAAAGUGUAUGACCAUUUUCAUAAUGUUAUGUUUAGUUUGUUGGUGUUGAUGUGCUUUGGAGAAGAGCUUGACGAGAGUCGAGUUGAUGAGUUCGUUAAGAUACAACGUGAGAUGUUGUCGGUAGUUGUUUCAGGUAAGCUCAGUAGGUUCCCAGGCAGGUUGGGGAGGUUAUUGUUUAGAAACUUAUGGAAACAGUUUGAGAAAUUGCGUGAUGAUAGAGAACAAAUGUUGCUUCCGAUUAUCAAGUCUAGACUAGAGUCGGAUUGCUUGGAUGAGCAUGGAAUCAUGGCUUAUGUUGACACUUUGGGGAAACUACGGCUUCCGGAAGAUGAAGUUGAUAAUAGAAAGGGUGGAAAGCUCACUGACAAGGAGAUGGUUAACUUGUGUAGUGAGUUUGUCACUGGUGGGACAGAUUCAACCUCGAGUGCUCUACAAUGGAUCAUGGCUAAUCUAGUGAAGCAUCCUCACAUUCAGAGCAAGCUUUAUGAUGAGAUCGUUGCAGUCGUGGGACCGGUAGAGGUGGACCCAGAAUCGGUUAUAAACGAAGAGGAUAUACAAAAAAUGCGUUACUUGAAAGCGGUGGUUUUGGAAGGGCUGAGGAGACACCCACCAAUUCAUUUUCCGCUACCCCAUAGGGUCAUGAAGGAGAUGGAGGUCGAAGGUUACACGAUUCCCGAGGGUGCCACGAUCAAUUUCAUGGUGGCUGAGAUGGGUUUGGAUCCCAAGGUCUGGGAUGAACCCUUGGAGUUCAAACCAGAGAGGUUCUUGGUGAAUGAUGAUGUGUUUGAUAUAAGUGGAAGCAAAGAGAUAAAAAUGAUGCCUUUUGGUGCUGGAAGAAGGAUAUGUCCUGGUUCCGAUUUGGGUUUUCUUCAUUUGGAGUAUUUUGUCGCGAAUUUGAUUUGGUAUUUCCAUUGGACUGUUCCCAAUGGUUAUAAUGUUGACUUUUCGGAGAAGGCUGGGGCGACUGUGAUCAUGGAAAAUCCUCUAAGAGCACGAAUAUCUUCUAGGGCUGGAAAAUGAACUUGUUGAGUCCAAACAUGCAUACCAAUAUGUUUACAAUGUACAAAAUUAAGAAGCCACUAGAACUUGGAUGUUUGAACUUUGAAUUACCGUCUUAAUGUAAACUUACCUUAUAUAUAUGAUUUACGUUCAAUAA